AUGUCUAACACCACCACCGAGAUCGAAUACCUUUCGAUCUCCAGCCCCGGUAGAAAUAAUCAUUCAUUGGGGAGCAUAAUCAGCACGGGAACAUUAACCCAAGAACUUCAACCUGACAAUGUUGAAUCGACUACUGUACCUGCACCUGCGCCCAUUCGAAAAUGGCGUUGGCCAAAACCAUCCGAGAGAAGAAAGAAAGCAGUAACACUAGAUACCAAUACCAAUACCAAUACUAACACUCUCCCACUACCUCAAAACCCUAGUGGAUGGAUCUGGUGGAACGAUUCACCCCAACUACCCUCGCGAAGCACUACUCCCUCAUCCUCAUCCUCACAACCACAACUCCUCUCUUCCCCAGACAACUCACCACCCACCCUAUCCCUCACCGAGGGUUUCGAAAAAUACUGGGAAGACAUCUCGGACGAAGAAAUGAUUACGUAUAUCCCGCCCAACACCGUCAAGAUCUGGAAGUGUAUAAUCGCACAGAAACGUAGGCAUGCGAGAGCAGCGGGCGCAGAAUAUGAGAGAGCGUUGGAAGAAGAGCUUGAGGAGAAAUAUGGUGCGAUGUUGAGGUGUAGGGAGGAGAAGAAUGAGGCGUGGUCUGUGGAGGAAUUGUUGGAGAUGGUGGAGGAGUGUGAUUUGUUUGGGUGGGUGAGGGAGAGGGGGAUGGAGGCAUUUUGGGAGGGGGAUAGGGUGGAUAAGAUGGGUGAUGGGAAGGGGAAUGAAGGAAGGAAGAGGUGGGGGAGUUAG
Messenger RNA from Botrytis deweyae, 750 nucleotides. RefSeq lists its product as uncharacterized. Bases 1 to 750 code for a protein of 249 amino acids. The record is from RefSeq and is a predicted model, not a curated record. The transcript has a single exon. Lineage: Eukaryota; Fungi; Ascomycota; Leotiomycetes; Helotiales; Sclerotiniaceae.